This is a messenger RNA of Rotaria sp. Silwood1, 1134 nucleotides long. NCBI's taxonomy places the organism in Eukaryota, Metazoa, Rotifera, Eurotatoria, Philodinida, Philodinidae. The record is from the annotation of a GenBank genome assembly.
AUGUCAGAAAUAAAUGAAAUAGCAAAGGGAAUAAAGUCAAAGAAAUUUGAAGGCAAUGGAGUUCAAUUUAGAUGCAAAAUUAUUGGAAUGGAAGAUUUACGAUUUGAUCUUGACGAAAAACUAUGUCUCGAGUCAAUAUUUAGACUUAAAGCUAUUGUACGUGCUCGUGGUGAACAUAAACAAAGAAUUAAAUUAAAUUUAACUGUGAAUGGAGUUAAAGUUAUCGAUGAAGCUACUAAAGUUCAAAUUGCUGAUCAUGAAGUUACACGUAUAUCAUAUGUUAUAUUGGAUCCAGGUGAUAUACGUGCAUUUGGAUAUAUUUAUAAUACAAGUGAUGGUCGUCAUCAAUUUUGGGCUAUUAAAACUGAACGAUCGGCAGUAGUAACUGUUAUUGCAUUUAAAGAUCUUUUUGAAACAGUUAUGGAACAAUUUAAAAAUUCAGAAAAGGCUAAAGCAGAAACGAAUCAGCCAACAUCUACAUUUGUUUUACCAGAACCAUCAACUGUUUCAAUACAACAAUCAUCAUCAACAUCUAGUUCUGCCUCUACACCACAGCCACCAGUAAUAUCUGUAGAACCUGUUUCUAAAUCAGCACAAGCUUCUACAACGCCAUCGUUUGCUAAUGUAUGGGGAGAUAGUCCUUCAGCGAUGAUUUCACAAACAGCAUCAGCGCCCAAAACUUUUUCGUUUGAUGAUACUUGGGGAAAUAGUCCUUCAGCAACAGUUUUACAAACAACAUCAACGUCCAAAACGCCUUUGUUUCAUGAUGUGUGGGGAGAUAGUCCUUCAACAACAAUUUCCCCAACACCAUCAAUACCCAAAAAUCCUUUGUUUGAUAAUAUAUGGGGAGAUGCUCCACCAACAAUGGCUUCACAAAUAACACCAGCACCCAAAACGGUUUUGUGUGAUGAUGUUUCGGGAAAUAGUUCUUCAAAAACGGUUUCACAAACACCAUCAGCGCCCAAAACGCCUGUGUUUGAUAAUGUGUGGGGAGAUAGUCUUUCAACAACAAUUCCUCGACCAACACAAACAGCUCAACAACUAUCAACACCUAAUAUCAAUCCAUGGAAUAUUAACGAGCCUGUAAUGCCUAUUAUACAACCAGCUUCUCGUGUAGAAAAUGUAAGUUUUUAA